Messenger RNA from Lactuca virosa, 1824 nucleotides. Lineage: Eukaryota; Viridiplantae; Streptophyta; Magnoliopsida; Asterales; Asteraceae. The record is from the annotation of a GenBank genome assembly.
AUGUCUGGUGUUGCAGUAGGAAGCAAAUCUGUGAUGCCCGAUGUUGCAGUAGGAAGCAACUCUGUAAUGUCUGGUGUUGAAAUAGGAAGCGAAUCUGUGAUGUCGGGUGUUGCAGUAGGAAGCAAAUCUGUGAUGCCCGGUGUUGUAGUAGGAAGCAACUUUGUAAUGUCUGGAGUUGCAGUAGGAAGCGAAUCUGUGAUGUCUGGUGUUGCAGUAGGAAGAAAAUCUAAGGCGCUUGGUAUUGCAGUCAGAAGAAGCAAAUCUGUGAUGUCUGGUGUUGCAGUAGGAAGCAAAUCUGUGAUGCCCGAUGUUGCAGUAGGAAGCAACUCUGUAAUGUCUGGUGUUGCAAUAGGAAGCGAAUCUGUGAUGUCGGGUGUUGUAGUAGGAAGCAAAUCUGUGAUGCCCGGUGUUGCAGUAGGAAGCAAAUCUGUGAUGCCCGGUGUUGCAGUAGGAAGCAACUCUGUAAUGUCUGGAGUUGCAGUAGGAAGCGAAUCUGUGAUGUCUGGUGUUGCAGUAGGAAGAAAAUCUAAGGCGCUUGGUGUUGCAGUCAGAAGAAGCAAAUCUGUGAUGUCUGGUGUUGCAGUAGGAAGCAAAUCUGUGAUGCCCGAUGUUGCAGUAGGAAGCAACUCUGUAAUGUCUGGUGUUGCAAUAGGAAGCGAAUCUGUGAUGUCGGGUGUUGCAGUAGGAAGCAAAUCUGUGAUGCCCGGUGUUGCAAUAGGAAGCAACUCUGUAAUGUCUAGUGUUGCGGUAGGAAGAAAAUCUGUGAUGCUUGGUGCUGCAGUCAGAAGAAGCAAAUUUGUGAUGUCUGGUGUUGCAGUAGGAAGCAAAUCUGUGAAGCAGGAUGGUAAAGUUGUUAGCAAAUCUGUGUUGGUAAGUGCAACAAAUGAUUUCAAAGACAUGGAGCGUUCUCCAACUUCUUAUAAAUCCGUUUACAAAGGUUGGGUUGAUGAAAAGUCAUAUGCACCAACAGAAUGUGGUGUUGGCUUGGCAAUAUAUGUUAGGAAGGAGGAGAUUCUAACCUGGAAGUUGGACUUGAAACUAUUAGAAUUCAGUCAUCCCAAUAUUACCAGACUUUUGGGAUAUUGCUUGUCUAAUGUAACGAUGUUUUGGGUAUACGAGCUCUUUCCAGGGAUAUGCUUAGAUGAUCUUUUAUUCAAAGAUACAACUAUACUUUCUUGGGCUGCACGAUUGAAAAUAGCACAAGGGGCAGCUCAAGGCAUGUCUUUCUUCCAUCGGAGGAAUCGUCCAGCGUAUAAUAGUUUUGAUGGCAAUCAUGUAUUGGUGGACAGGGAUUUUAAUGCUCGGCUUUCGGAUUAUGAAAUAGACAAUUUACUUGCCCCACCUGGCUGCUCUACUUUUGAAAGAAACAAAUCGGAUGGUAUUUUUGGACCUGUGCCCGGAGAUGAAACCGGAGUGCAGAGUGAGAUCUAUGAUUUUGGAGUGGUACUGCUGAAAAUGCUAACAGGGAUGAAGAAGUAUGACGAAAGGAUACCUCUCCAACAGAAAAAUUUGAUGGAAUGGGCUACUCCAUUACUAGCGAAUAAGGUAAAUUUGUGGAAUGAUUAUGGACCCUCAACUUCAACAUAAUGAUCAUCCUCCAAAGGGUGCAUUUGCGUUGGCUCAACUUGUUACAAAGUGUCUUCAACCAACUCGAGACAAAAUCUUUCAAUUGAAGAAAUCUCCCAAGUCUUGUAUCAGUGUUAUCAAAAUGAAAUCACAUCGGGUUGACUCUGAAAUAUCAAAUACAAUUGUUCUUAUGUAAAUAAAAAAAAUACAAUUAUUCUUAUGUAAAUAAAUAUAAGAAAGUAAAGUGUACGAUGCUGC